AUGACAAUCAUCUGCCUGCACGGCGGCUAUGGCAGCGCCGAACAAUUUCAAAUCCAACUCAAGCCUCUAACCACAGCCAUGCAAUCCGCGUGUCCCGACAUCUCCUUCCACUUCAUCGACGGUGGAUACCCCGUUACACCGCCCCAAGGAUACGCUGAUCUCUUCGGCCAGCCUCCUCACUACCGAUUCAUCGAAUACGAUGAGACCAGACGAUCCGAUGAUCUUCUGGGACGGGUCAAUCGGCUAUCGAGGGGGUCGACAGUCGAGGACACGAUGCAGUUCCUGAAUCAGGAGAGCGAGGUGAUGUCUGCGGAUAGUGUGAGAGGGAUGAUGGCGAAAUUGUUUGCCAUCUUGGAAGAAAACCCUGAUAUUGACGGUAUACUAGGGUUUUCGGAAGGAGUUACAGCGGCUGCUAGUUUGCUGGUUGAAGAAGACCGUCGUGUCCGGGAGGAAGGAAAAACGAGACAGCUCAAGUAUGGAAUCUUCUUCGCGGGCUGGCCGCCCGUUCGUCUUGACGGGCAGCGAGUAACAGGAUGCCUGGCCGAUGAGUGCGAAGACAUGAUUGUGGUCCCGACGUGUCAUAUCAUCGGGGUUAAUGAUCCCUUCGUGGAUGCUUCUAUGGCGUUGUAUGGGGUCUGUGACCCGGAUACGGCGAUUAUGUUUGACCAUGGCAAGGGACAUACUGUUCCGCGGGAUGCGAAGACUGUGAGUGAGCUGGUGGAGGUGAUUGACCAGACGAGGAGGAAGGGACUUGAUGCAGGUUUGUGA
Molecule: messenger RNA, 768 nt
Organism: Aspergillus luchuensis
Lineage: Eukaryota; Fungi; Ascomycota; Eurotiomycetes; Eurotiales; Aspergillaceae
Exons: 3
Coding region: 1-768 (255 amino acids)
Cellular component (GO): cytoplasm; nucleus
Source: RefSeq, a predicted model, not a curated record